AAUUUCAGAGAGAGAGAAUGGUUUCUGUGUUCCUUUCGCGAAUUGUUGUGCUCACGGCCGGCACCCUCUACCCUGCAUAUCGAAGCUAUAAAGCUGUCAGAACAAAGGAUGUAAGAGAGUAUGUUAAAUGGAUGAUGUAUUGGAUUGUUUUUGCUUUCUUCUGUUUCAUAGAAACAAUUGCUGAUAUCAUUGUAUCAUUUUGGCUACCGUUUUAUUACGAAUUAAAAAUCAUUUUCGUAUUAUGGUUACUGAGUCCGUGGACCAAAGGCGCUUCAAUUUUGUAUAGGAAGUGGGUGCAUCCGACAUUAACGAAACACGAAAAAGAUAUUGAUCUGCUGCUCGAACAUGCUAAGUCAGAAAGUUAUAAUCAGGUUAUGCGAUUAGGUAGCAGAGGAAUAUUGUGUGCUCGUGAAAUUAUUGCAACAGCUGCACUUCGAGGACAAGCGCAGCUUGUACUACAACUGCAGCGCUCAUACAGUACUAGCGAUGUUAAUAACAGAGAAUCAUCAUCGUCAAAAGUGAUUCGUGUGACGGAAAUCCAGGAAGAAGACGACGAACGUGAACCCAGUGAUAGUGGUACUCCAGGCGUGUUGGAAGAAGAGAUUACUUCCACUGGGGAACGACAAGAUCGAACCGAAGCACUGCGUCGUAGUUCGAGACGUCGGAGAUCACCUGCAUCGGAAACAAUUUAUAAUACAUUACCACGUCGGACAACACGUCAGCAUAAAUAAUUGCAUUCGUAAUAUUCCUG
Molecule: messenger RNA, 751 nt
Organism: Loa loa (African eye worm)
Lineage: Eukaryota; Metazoa; Nematoda; Chromadorea; Rhabditida; Onchocercidae
Exons: 6
Coding region: 18-731 (237 amino acids)
Biological process (GO): endoplasmic reticulum tubular network organization
Cellular component (GO): endoplasmic reticulum membrane; endoplasmic reticulum tubular network; cytoplasmic microtubule
Molecular function (GO): microtubule binding
Source: RefSeq, a predicted model, not a curated record